GUAAAUGUAUAAUUUACCCAUAUUUUUAGGUACUACAACUUAUGCUUGUUUGGAGCAUGAAAAAAUUGCUCUCCUGCAACUCAAACCUUUCUUCAAUGGUUUCGAUUAUCUGAAUAACUGGGAUGAGGUGGAGAUCCCUAAUUGCUUUAAAUGGAAAGGGACACCACCACAGGGCGACUCAAAAGACUCGACAUUAGUUACACAAUGUAUGGUAACAAGGGGUGUAUCUGAAUGCCUCUAUGUUUCUUCCCUUUGUGGAAUUGAAGAGUCUUUAUUUAGGAAGUAAUGCCAUUGCUGGUUGCAUUCAAAAUGAAGGUCUUGCCCUUACUUUCAUCUUUUAUUAUUCCACUAUACACAGGUUUUCAUCAAAAACUAGCUGUUGUUUUUGCAAUUAGCCAUAAUUGUUACGUUUAUUCUAUUGAAGAAAAGCCACUAACUCCUUUUAUGUAUUUAAAAAAUAUUUUUGCAUGUUUUAAAAAACUCUCAACUGCAUUGAAUAAUUUGGAGAUUCUUGACUUAAGUUGGAACCAGUUGAAUGAUAGUAGCAUGCUAUCUUUGAAUGAAGCACAAUUGAGGCUACCAAAGUUGCAGAAACUUGAUUUGAGUUUUAAUCACUUUCGGGACAACACGUUUUCGUUCCUUGAGGGACUUUCAAACCUAGAAUCCUUGGCUAUGAUCGACAACAAUUUGCAAGGUUCGAUAGAUAUUAAAGGAUUGAGAAAUUUGACAAACUUGAAGUACUUGGAUUUACGUUGGAAUCAAAUAGAAAGCCUUCAAUCCUUCAAUGAUGCUGGUACAAAACUGAAGCAGUUUGCCCAUUUAGAAGAGCUUCGUUUAGAUGGAAAUCUCCUCAACAACAGUGCAUUUGCAUCCCUAAAAGUGUUUUCAAAUCUGAAGAAGUUGAGCAUGAGCGAAAAUCUGUUAAAAGGAUCAUUAGAUAUGAAAGAUGAAGCACAAUUGAGGCUACCAAAGUUGCAGAAACUUGAUUUGAGUUUUAAUCUCUUUCGGUACAACACGUUUUCGUUCCUUGAGGGGCUUUCAAACCUAGAAUCCUUGGCUAUGAACAACAACAAUUUGCAAGGUUCGAUAGAUAUUAAAGGAUUGAGUAAUUUGACAAACUUGAAGUUCUUGGAUUUAAGUUGGAAUCAAAUAGAAAGCCUUCAAUCCUUCAAUGAUGCUGGUACAAAACUGAAGCAGUUUGCCCAUUUAGAAGAGCUUCGUUUAGAUGAAAAUCUCUUCAACAACAGUGCAUUUGCAUCCCUAAAAGUGUUUUCAAAUCUGAGGUAUUUGAGCAUAAGCCACAAUCUGUUAAAAGGAUCAUUAGAUAUGAAAGAUGAAGCACAAUUGAGGCUACCAAAGUUGCAGAAACUUGAUUUGAGUUUUAAUCACUUUCGGGACAACACGUUUUCGUUCCUUGAGGGGCUUUCAAACCUAGAAUCCUUGGCUAUGAACAACAACAAUUUGCAAGGUUCGAUAGAUAUUAAAGGAUUGAGAAAUUUGACAAACUUGAAGUACUUGGAUUUACGUUGGAAUCAAAUAGAAAGCCUUCAAUCCUUCAAUGAUGCUGGUACAAAACUGAAGCAGUUUGCCCAUUUAGAAGAGCUUCGUUUAGAUGGAAAUCUCCUCAACAACAGUGCAUUUGCAUCCCUAAAAGUGUUUUCAAAUCUGAAGAAGUUGAGCAUGAGCGAAAAUCUGUUAAAAGGAUCAUUAGAUAUGAAAGAUGAAGCACAAUUGAGGCUACCAAAGUUGCAGAAACUUGAUUUGAGUUUUAAUCACUUUCGGGACAACACGUUUUCGUUCCUUGAGGGGCUUUCAAACCUAGAAUCCUUGGCUAUGAACAACAACAAUUUGCAAGGUUCGAUAGAUAUUAAAGGAUUGAGAAAUUUGACAAACUUGAAGUACUUGGAUUUACGUUGGAAUCAAAUAGAAAGCCUUCAAUCCUUCAAUGAUGCUGGUACAAAACUGAAGCAGUUUGCCCAUUUAGAAGAGCUUCGUUUAGAUGGAAAUCUCCUCAACAACAGUGCAUUUGCAUCCCUAAAAGUGUUUUCAAAUCUGAAGAAGUUGAGCAUGAGCGAAAAUCUGUUAAAAGGAUCAUUAGAUAUGAAAGAUUUGGAUAUAUUUACCAACUUAAGGGAACUAGAUAUGAGCCGUAAUCAAUUUAAAGACAUUGUGAUCCACAAAGAAAUUAAGGGAUUGAAAAAGUUAAAAGUUGUUUCUCUCGAUACGGCUUUCACCGAUGGAAGUAUUUCGCUGCUGAACUUGGUCGAGGCUUUUUCAACAGUUAAGACCUUGUCUCUAGUUGGCAAUCAUCUGAACAAGGCUAUGAGUACUCAAGGAUUAAAUCUGUCGACGAACGUGGAGGAAAUACUUCUCGAUGGGUCUACUCUCAACACUAAUAUUUUACAGAGCAUUGGAGUAAUCACUUCUCUUAAAACUCUGUCCUUAUAUGAUUGUGGACUUAUUGGUUCCUUACCUAACCAAGGAUGGUGUGAUCUAAAAAAGCUUGAAAUAUUGGAUGUGCGUCGGAAUACACUUGAAGGGAUGCUUCCUCGUUGUUUGAGUAACUUGACUUCUCUUCGUGAGUUAGAUUUGUCUAAGAAUCGACUCAAUGGAAAUCUAAUUCCUUUAACAAAUCUUACAUCACUUAGAUCCAUCCACCUUUCAAGAAAUCAUUUUCAAAUUCCAAUGUCAUUGGUUCCAUUUACAAAUUUACCAAACCUCAAGUUCCUCUACAUUGAUGAAAACAAUAUGGUAAUGGAACCUUCCUCCUAUACGCUCAUCCCAAAGUUCCAGCUAAGAGAGAUCAAUUUCUCAAACUGCAUAACAUCUCAAGAACUCAGUCUUGAACUUCCCACCUUCCUUCACUACCAAUAUGACUUGAGAUUUGUGGAUCUUUCUGGAAACAAUUUCAGUGGAACGUUUCCAGUUUGGUUGUUAGAAAACAAUACGAAGUUAGAGGAGUUCAUCUUGAAUGGUAAUUCUUUUAAAGGUCGUCUCAGAUUACCGUCAGUUCCUAAUUCUAAUUUAGCUUCAUUUGACAUAUCUGAUAACAAGUUACAAGGUCAGAUUUCAUCCAACAUAUGUUCAAUUUAUCCACAUUUGGAAUUCAUAUUCUUAUCUAAGAAUGCCUUUGAAGGUAACAUCCCUCCUUGUUUAAGUGGCAUGAAGGAUUUAUUUUUUUUAGAUCUGUCAGACAAUCAAUUGUCUGGAAGAGUACCGGAAGAGUUGAUCAUGAAAAGCUUGGACUGCUUGAGACUAUCAAAUAACAACCUCAGCGGAAAUGUAGUUCCUGCGAUUCUCAAAGCAAAUGGGUUGUUAAAUUUAUAUUUGGAUGGAAAUAAUUUUUCUGGAGAGAUGGUCAAUGUUGAUGUCUCUACUUUUCAGUUUCCAACUUCACUGGAGGAAAUUGAUCUCAGUAAUAACAAGUUGUAUGGAAAGCUCCCAAGAUGGAUGGGGAACAUGUCAGAUUUGCGGAGAUUGGCUUUGUCUAACAACAGUUUUGAGGGUUCAAUUCCAAUAGAGUUUUGCAGAUUGAAUUACUUGGAAUUUUUGGAUAUUUCUCAAAACAAUUUAUCUGGCUCUAUACCAUCCUGCGUCAAUCCUCCACACAUAGAGCAUGUCCACCUUCAUGGGAAUAGACUGAGCGGUACAUUGUCACUUGCUUUUUAUAAUAGCUCUUCACUUGUGACAUUAGAUCUUGGAGAAAACAAUUUAACCGGUAGGAUUCCGAAAUGGAUUGACACUCUUUCUUCUUUGAGUGUCCUUCUGUUAAGAGCUAAUCAUUUACAAGGUGAAAUUCCAGUUCAAUUAUGCAAUUUGAAUUCCUUGAGCAUUAUUGAUCUUUCUCAAAAUAUGUUUUCUGGCUCUAUACCUUCUUGUUUGGGAAAUUUAACUUUACAAACGCAUGAGAAUAAGAUCAUACAACAUGAGAAAGUGGAAAGAUUUUUAACAGAGGGUAAAACGAUAAUAAAUCAUUCCUUUGCCGACAGCUACAUUGAAGAACGGAUAGAUUUCAGAACAAAGAGUUGGUUCCACUCGUAUGGGGGUAACAUCCUUCAGUAUAUGACCGGAAUUGAUUUAUCAUGCAACAAGUUAACUGGUCAGAUCCCACGCGAAUUAGGAAACUUGAGUGAAAUCUAUUCUUUAAACUUGUCACACAACAACUUGGUCGGAGUUAUACCCUCGUCAUUUUCAAAACUUAAGCAGAUUGAGAGUUUGGACCUUUCCUACAACAAGUUGAGUGGUGAAAUCCCAAACCAGUUGGUAGAGUUGAAUACUCUGGAGGUUUUCAGCGUGGCAUACAACAACUUGUCAGGCAGUAUUCCAGAAUCGAAAGCUCAAUUUGGUACCUUUAUUGAAAACAGUUAUGAGGGGAACCCUUUUCUCUGUGGACCUUUACUGAAUAAAAGUUGCUCGAAAGCCGACGCACCAUCAACAGAGUCAACUCCGUCAGAUGAUGAUGAAGGAGAAGAUAAUUGGGUAGACAAGUAUGUUUUUUGUGUGAGCUUUGUGGUUUCCUAUGUAGUGAUGUUGUUGACAGUUUUUAUCGUGCUUUACAUAAAUCCACAUUGGCGAAGAACUUGGUUUUCUUUCGUUGGGAAGUGCGUCACUACCUGUCGCUAUUCAACCAUGGGAAAUUUCAUUGUGUAUCACAUCUCCAAAAUUUGUGCUUAGCUGCCAUGA
Hibiscus syriacus is the source of this 4683-nucleotide messenger RNA. RefSeq names its product receptor like protein 21-like. Gene Ontology annotation, molecular function: protein binding. The transcript is spliced from 17 exons. The record is from RefSeq and is a predicted model, not a curated record. Bases 286 to 4674 code for a protein of 1462 amino acids. Lineage: Eukaryota; Viridiplantae; Streptophyta; Magnoliopsida; Malvales; Malvaceae.